AUGAGCCUUAAUGCAGCUAAGGUUGCGCCAGAGGCGGCGCCCGGGCGGGAGGCGGGGCAGGAACCGGGGCCCGUAGCGCAGGGGCCGGAGGCGGGGCCGGGGCCGGACUCGGAGAGCUGGCCGCAGCCGCCGGCAGGGCCCGGCUCCGAGCCUCUCCCGGCUGCAGAGCCCGAGCCGGAGCCGGUCUCGGCGUCGGGUCCGGGACAGGAGCUCGAGCUGGGCUGGGCUGCGGGGCAGCGCGCAGGGGCCCCGCCGGAGUCGCAGCCUCUGCCGGCGUCGGAGUCUGAGAACGGAGUGUCCGAGAGGCCCCGCUGCCACACCGCCUGCCUGGAGGUGCCGCUCUCCCGGGCCUUCCGGCGGCUGGGAUGGGAGGUGGGCUCGCACCCCUGGAUCUUCUUUCUGCUGCCCAUGGUUUUAACGGCCGUCCUCGGCGCUGGCCUGAUUCACCUGCCCAAGGAAGAAGAAGACGUCGAGGAGCAGUACACCCCGAUAGGGAGCCCCGCCAAGGCUGAGCGACGCUUCGUGCAGGGACAUUUCACCGCCAACGACUCCAAUCUCUUCUCCAUCGCCAGGAAGAGCACCGGGGUCAAUUAUGCUUCCAUUCUAGUGGUCUCCAACACCAACUCGCUGCUGGAACAAGAAAUCUUAUCAGAAAUUAGUGAAGUGGACGACGCGGUUCAGGCUUUGACUGUGACACAGGCAAACGGAACCCAGAUCCUCUACAAUGAGGUGUACUCGAAGAACCAGGGCUACUGUGUACCCUUCCACCCACUCUUGUUCGCCUGGAAAACGAACAGUGUCCUCAACCUGAAAAACAUCACCUUCCCCAUCUACAGCCUAGCCGGCCAGGUCGUGUACCUGGCCAACAUCCUUGGAGGAACUGUGUUAGGCGAGAGCAUGGGACUGAGCCAGUUACUCCUGGAGGCCAAAGCCAUGCGGCUGCAGUACUACCUGAAGACUGGCGAAGGAGAGGACAGCGAACGCAGCAAGGCGUGGCUGAUCCACUUCCUGAACCAAGUUGGCAACCUUGAAAAGAGUCUGGCCUUGAAGAAGAUCCAGAUGGUCUACUUUACAUCACUUUCUAGACAACUGGAAUUUGAGCCAACUUCUAUGACAGUGAUCCCCUUGUUUCACUUGGCAUACCUUCUAAUCAUAUUAUUUGCAAUCACAUCAUGCUACAGGUGUGACUGUAUACGAAACAAAAUGUGGGUUGCAGCCUUUGGAGUGAUUUCUGCUGCCUUGGCAGUGGUGAGUGGCUUUGGCCUGAUGUUGUACAUUGGGGUGCCAUUUGUGAUCAUAGUUGCAAAUUCACCAUUUCUUAUUCUAGGUGAGUAAAACAAAACGUGAGGCU
Messenger RNA from Aethalodelphis obliquidens (Pacific white-sided dolphin), 1351 nucleotides. RefSeq names its product patched domain-containing protein 3-like. Bases 1 to 1335 code for a protein of 444 amino acids. The record is from RefSeq and is a predicted model, not a curated record. Lineage: Eukaryota; Metazoa; Chordata; Mammalia; Artiodactyla; Delphinidae. Gene Ontology annotation, cellular component: membrane. The transcript is spliced from 3 exons.